Molecule: messenger RNA, 3184 nt
Organism: Hypomesus transpacificus
Lineage: Eukaryota; Metazoa; Chordata; Actinopteri; Osmeriformes; Osmeridae
Gene: mboat1
Product: membrane bound O-acyltransferase domain containing 1
Exons: 13
Coding region: 192-1670 (492 amino acids)
Biological process (GO): lipid modification
Cellular component (GO): membrane
Molecular function (GO): acyltransferase activity
Source: RefSeq, a predicted model, not a curated record
AUAGAGCCACAGUCAGUUUGGCAUAUUGGCACUGAGGACGCUGAGUCUGAACGCGAUGGACUACAAUCUCCUUACAGUAUAAUCUUUGGAACAACGUCUGCCUGUUACAAUAGGCUACAGCACUCGUCACAUCAUACCCGUUGCAUUUUUUUUUUUUUUUGCGGAACGACUUCAGAAUUUAAAAAUGCAGAAUGGGAGAGCCAGACAUCUCUGUGUUUAAAACUACCGGCUCCAAAUGGUUACUCCCAGUCAGCGAAUUUUUCGGAUUUCCUUUAGAUCAGGUCAAUUUCUUGGCGUGUCAAGUGUUUGCCCUCGGUGCCGCUUUCUGGUUUCGCCUCUACCUCGGCCCCCGACAUGCCAGCCCGCUGGUCCGCCACGCUGUGGCCACCCUCUUUGGGGUCUCUUUAGUUAUAUUCUGCUUUGGUUGGUAUUCAGCGCACAUCAUUGGUCUGGUGUUAAUAUGCUACUGCAUCAUGGUCAGAGCCUCCAUUCACAACAUCCACAGGUACUCCAUGAUCACAGCUAUGGGUUACCUUACAGUGUGCCAAGUUAGCAGAGUGUUCAUCUACAACUAUGGAAUACUAUCUACUGACUUCUCUGGGCCUCUGAUGAUAAUCACACAGAAGAUCACCAUGCUAGCGUUCCAGCUGCACGAUGGCAUGUCAAAACCACCUGGGGAUCUUACAGCAGAGCAGAGGCAUUAUGCUGUCCACUCCAAACCGUCUCUGAUAGAGUACCUCAGCUACCACCUCAACUUCCUCAGUGUCCUGGUGGGGCCCAGCAGUAACUACCAGGACUAUGCAGAGUUCAUACAGGGGACGCACAUCCAACAGAGGCUCAAACAACCAUCAGCCACCAGCAAUGGACAGAACGGCCUGGAUAAGACCCCCGAGCUAGACCCCUCUCCUCUGGCAGCUGUUGUCCACAAGGUGCUGGUGUGCUGUGUGUGCAUGCUGCUGUUUCUGACCCUCACCAAGGCCUUGCCCAUCUCUUACAACGUGGACAUCAUCUUCUUCAGCCAAGCGCCCUUCCUCACCAGGCUGGCCUAUGCAUUCUUCUCCAUCCAAGCUGCCAGACCCAAGUUCUACUUUGCAUGGACUUUAGCUGAUGCUAUCAACAACGCAGCAGGUUACGGCUUCAGAGGCGUGGAUGAGAACGGAAAGGCAUGCUGGGACCUCGUCUCCAACCUGAAUAUCUGGGGCAUCGAGACAGCAACUAGUUUCAAGACGUUUAUAGACAACUGGAAUAUUCAGACUGGUGUUUGGCUGAAGACGGUGUGCUAUGACCGGGUUCCUCGCUAUGCCACGGCACUAACCUUUGUGCUGUCGGCGUUGUGGCACGGUGUCUACCCAGGGUACUACUUCACCUUCCUGACCGCCAUCCCCAUCACCCUGGCAGCCCGUGCUGUGCGUAAAACCUACCACCAGUAUUUCCUGUCCUCAGGCGUGUUGAAACGGUUCUAUGAUGUCAUGACGUGGGCCGCCACUCAGCUGGCAAUCUGUUACACUGUGAUGCCGUUCCUGCUACUGGCAGUGGAGCCGACCGUCCUGUACUACCGGUCAAUGUACUUCCACGUCCACAUCCUCAGCAUUCUGACGGCGUUGGUGCUGCAGCCCAAGCAGAGGGGCGCCCAGCCAGCUCACUCCAACAACAACGUGAAGGGAAACUGAAGUCCUCCGUCCCCCCUCUCCACUCAGCUCUGCUCAGAGGGGGGGCCUGGCUUGGAGCGGGAGAGGCCCAUAGCACAGCUAACAAAGACGGCUCUGUGUGCCCACAACAAAGAAGAGGUGGGGGGGGUUUCUCCUCCUUGGCAAUGAUCCGCUCUCCAGUAUCACCCGCUGUUCCUACCCAUACCAGGACCACGGACUGGACUUGACCCAGUAUUAAUGAACCACAGUCUGUCACUACCUGUACUUUCUACUGUGUUUUAUUUUUAUUUUACUGUCUCACUCCUGAAAAAGACAGGCUACUCGUUUCAGGCCAGGGGUCAGGCUCUGUACUGUUCUCUCUUGAUCUGGUAACAUGUUUAGAAUGUGUGUGUUCUUCCUGUUUGUGUUUGUGUAACUCGUGACCCCAGGUGGAGCUUGUUGCAGAGCCGUCUGUAGGACGGUCGGAGUCCCAGCAGAGCUCUUAGAUGUUGUAGCUGGUCAUCACACAUCUUGGUCCGAGAACUUGAUCCAGAGUUAACCACAGUUACUUGGUUGAUAUGGGAUGAUAUGAAGUCAGUUGAUACUGUAUUGAAACUGUGUCGAUCCUGUGUAUAAGGGUGUGGUUCGGUUGGGUUGUGUUCCGCUCAGAUCGUGUGCUUGAAGACUGAACUCGGACGACACACAGGACAUUCUCUCAGGGCCGGCCCAAGCCUUUAUGGGGCCUUAAGCAAAAUUGAUUGCUUGAGCCCCUCAGCGUCGCUUAUUGUUGCCUAUAAAAAAAAAUGAAUAUAUGUAUUUUUGCUUAAUACAUUAAACUGUAAUUUCAUGUGCUCUUGGGGGCCCUCUGGUGGCCACAGGGGCCCUAAGCAGCCGCUUAGUUCGCUUAUGCCUUGGGCCGGCCCUGCAUUCUCUGACCUGUUCUCUCGGGUGAUGAGUUAUGAUAAACAUCAGACAAGCCGUAAUCCAGAUUUCCCUUUGAAAGGGCACUUUUCUUAAAGAAAGUGAUUUCUAUAAUCUUUAGUGUUGUUUUAACUACUAUCAUACCAUUUUGCAACAUUUAGCAUGUACUGUAUAUCAGCUACAUAGUUGGUUUGACAUGCCUGGUUUGGUUUUCCUCCAUGUGUAUUUGAAGAUACACAAGAUUUGAAAUGUUUUUGUGUACAUGUGUGUAGGUACAUGCAUGCCUGUGCUUAUUUUGUGUGUGUAGUGGUAUUAAUGAUUGACAUUGGUAGCUAUCAGCCAACAGUCAGGGCUUCGUUCUCCCACAAGGCGUGAGAGAACAGUCCGGUUUACGUAUUGGCGGCAGGGUGUAUUGUGGGAAGGCUCAGGUUCAGGUGAGGCACCAUUCCCUAUGAUAUCUGAAGUGUAGACAUGUGUUGAGGCAGGGCUGUACUUUUAUAUCUCAGAGUGACUUCAAAGACUGUGUUGCACUACUAAACUAAUGAUGUUUUAUGACAUUAUGGAAUAAAUCUGUCUUUGAGCUUCAAAGCCAAUGCAUUCAUCUGUCUUCCCUAAAACUCAUAAUUCAAUUCAAU